Impatiens glandulifera is the source of this 369-nucleotide messenger RNA. RefSeq lists its product as uncharacterized. NCBI's taxonomy places the organism in Eukaryota, Viridiplantae, Streptophyta, Magnoliopsida, Ericales, Balsaminaceae. The coding region runs from base 22 to 369 and encodes 115 amino acids. The transcript is spliced from 4 exons. The record is from RefSeq and is a predicted model, not a curated record.
AGGCCAAAGGUAAUAAAAGUAAUGGACAAAACUCUCCCCACGUCAAAUGUAAACCUUUCUCCAUUCGAACAGUGGAGAAGUGCCCACUUCUGCAUCUUAUAUUACAAGCCACCAAACCCUUGUCCGGCGAAGUACAACCUAACAGAGGCGGGAGUUAUUAAUGUCGAUCCAACAGAUGCAGCUGAAUAUUGCCAGCAAAAUGGGUGUGGGGAUUAUACAAAGUCGGUGGUCCUUAACUGCAUCCAUCAUGUGAAGAGGAAUUAUAUCUUUGCCAAUAAAGCCACUGUUAAGCAAAUCAAUGACACCAUUAACCAAGUUUGCUCCUCCUAUGUCGCCAACCCACCAAAUAUUUCAGGUUCCGUCACUUAA